Messenger RNA from Phyllostomus hastatus (greater spear-nosed bat), 3074 nucleotides. It is a transcript of the gene FERRY3, whose product is annotated as chromosome unknown C12orf4 homolog. The record is from RefSeq and is a predicted model, not a curated record. Gene Ontology annotation, biological process: regulation of mast cell degranulation. The transcript is spliced from 15 exons. NCBI's taxonomy places the organism in Eukaryota, Metazoa, Chordata, Mammalia, Chiroptera, Phyllostomidae. Gene Ontology annotation, cellular component: cytoplasm. The coding region runs from base 313 to 1971 and encodes 552 amino acids.
UGAAAUAUACAACAACGGUAGAAAUACACCUUCUUACACUUUAAAUGGUUAAAUUGAGACAGGAUGGAACAAGGAGGCACUUAGACCGAAGAACUUUUUACGUGGUGCCGGGAAAAGAAAAGCUCUGAGUGUGCAGAUCCCUCGGACUUCGGAACUUGGAGAGGUGAGUCCAGAACCGAGAGCGAGGAUGCCCCUUCAGAAUGCAACCCAGUAAUAGAGCGACUGCCCCCUCCUCGGCUGGAGCUUCGCAGCCCCGCAGUCUGCCCUCAUCAUCUCUUCUCGGCAGUUUCUGUAGUGAUCCUGCAAAAGAAGAUGAAGAAAAACAGAGAAAGAUUCUGCAACAGAGAAAGGGAAUUUGUGUAUAAAUUCAAAAUAGGAAGUCAGUGCUUAGAACUGAGGGUGCCCCUCAAAUUUCCCGUUCAAGAGAAUGCCAGUGAUUUACAUGGACGUCUGAUGCUGUUGCACAGUUUACCAUGCUUCAUAGAAAAAGACUUAAAAGAAGCUCUGAGCCAGUUUAUAGAAGAAGAAUCUCUCCGAGAUUAUGAUAGAGAGGCUGAAGCAUCUCUGGAAGCUGUGAAGUCAGGUGAAGUAGAUUUACAUCAACUGGCAAGUACUUGGGCCAAAGCUUAUGCUGAGACCACAUUAGAGCAUGCAAGGCCUGAAGAACCAAGCUGGGAUGAAGAUUUUGCAGACGUGUACCAUGACCUAAUCCAUUCCCCUGCCUCUGAAACACUCCUAAAUUUGGAACAUAAUUACUUUGUUAGUAUCUCAGAACUGAUUGGUGAAAGAGAUGUGGAGCUGAAAAAAUUACGAGAGAGACAAGGCAUUGAAAUGGAAAAAGUGAUGCAGGAAUUGGGAAAAUCACUGACAGAUCAAGAUGUAAAUUCACUGGCUGCUCAGCAUUUUGAAUCCCAGCAAGAUUUAGAAAACAAAUGGUCAAAUGAAUUAAAACAAUCAACUGCCAUCCAAAAGCAAGAGUAUCAGGAAUGGGUGAUAAAACUUCAUCAAGACCUAAAAAAUCCAAACAACAUCUCUCUCAGUGAAGAAAUUAAAGUUCAACCAAAUCAGUUCAGAGAAUCAGUAGAAGCAAAUGGAAGGAUUUAUGAGGAACAGAGAAAGUUAGAAGAAAGUUUUACCAUUCACCUAGGAGCUCAGUUGAAGACCAUGCAUAAUUUGAGAUUGCUGAGAGCAGAUAUGCUUGAUUUCUGUAAGCACAAAAGAAAUCAUCGAAGUGGUGUGAAACUCCAUCGACUCCAGACAGCUCUGUCUCUUUAUUCCACAUCUCUCUGUGGCCUGGUUUUAUUAGUAGAUAAUCGAAUCAAUUCAUACAGUGGUAUUAAAAGAGAUUUUGCCACAGUUUGUCAAGAAUGCACGGACUUCCAUUUUCCCCGAAUUGAAGAACAACUGGAAGUUGUCCAGCAGGUGGUACUUUAUGCUAGAACCCAGCGGAGGAGUAAGUUGAAAGAAUCACAUGAUUCUGGGGGCCGAAAUGGAGAAAGUGAUGAUAAGACUAAAAAUGCUGAUAGGAACUAUUUAAAUAUUUUACCUGGAGAAUUUUACAUUACACGGCAUUCUAAUCUCUCAGAAAUCCAUGUUGCUUUCCAUCUUUGUGUGGAUGACAAUGUGAAAUCUGGAAACAUCACUGCUCGUGACCCUGCCAUUAUGGGACUCCGGAAUAUACUCAAGGUUUGCUGUACCCACGACAUCACAACAAUAAGUGUUCCACUCUUGCUGGUGCACGAUAUGUCAGAGGAAAUGACUAUACCAUGGUGCUUAAGGAGAGCAGAACUUGUGUUUAAGUGCGUCAAAGGUUUCAUGAUGGAAAUGGCUUCAUGGGAUGGAGGAAUUUCUAGGACAGUGCAAUUUCUGGUACCACAGAGUAUUUCCGAAGAAAUGUUUUAUCAACUUAGUAACAUGCUUCCUCAGAUCUUCCGAGUAUCAUCAACACUUACUCUGACAUCCAAGCACUGAGGCUCUGUGGACCAACGUGCUGGCAGGAGAGGACUGUCACACUCUCCAGGACCUUGCACUAUGCUGGGACUCUGUCAAGCAAAAGAUACCCAGAAAGAGAACUUAAAACCCAAGCUACAAAUCAAAUCAUGAUAGAUGUCUGUCAAACCCUCCAAAAAUUCUUCUACCGAACAGGCUAGUGAUCAGCCCCUUACGUAUUUGUUUAUUGUUAAAGUCUCUUUAUGAAAAAAAUGUCUCUCUUUUCCUGUUGCCAUAUUAAUAGGAUAAAACUUCCUAUAUAUCGCUCAUGGACACUUGAUGUAGGAGAGUGUUCACUGCAUUUUAUGAAGACAUUUGUCUUUUCCCAAAGUCCUGAAUCAUAUCAGGUACAAGGCUUAAUUAAACAUACCAAUGAAAUCUUUCCUCUAUCGUAUUUGCCAAAUAAAAAUUAAAAAGCACUUAAAUAUACAUUGCAAAUAUGGAUGUCUUAAUGAAAAUCAUUUUGUAGAAACACAAAUAUAUGACAUAUACUUUUUUAAAUUCUCCUAUUUCAAAAACUUGCUUUUAAUGUACUCUUUGUAAGGUUUAUAAGUUCGUAGUGAGAAAAAGACAUUGGAUUCUUUACCUGUGUCUCAUCUUCCCCAUGUGACUUGCCCUUGUCUAUUAGUAACAUUUCAUGGUCUGGGAAAAUAAUGUUCUUAUUUGCAAGCCCAAAGGAAAGUUAGUCUAAACCAAUACCUGGCAGUAUUUUAGUGCCCACCAACAUUGUGACAGUUAGACAAUUAGAAUCAUUUUUAUUUCUCCAUCUGCUUUCUGCAUUUUCAGCUUCCUUAACUAUGCUUUUACUUGAAUUUUUUUGCUGUUUACUAUGUCCCUAUUUCUGUCUCUGCUCUGUUUCCUCUUCUUUUCCAUUGUCUUUCCUUGUAGAAAUACUUCUUCAAAUGCAGCAUAUCACUUCUGUGUCCCAUCUAUAACAUUUGCAAUGAGGAGUGACUACAUUGACAAAGGCAUUUACAAAAGUAAUAGUUUCAUCAAAUUCUAAUUGUAUGUAUGUUGUAACUGGUCAGUGGAAUGAUAUAGAGGACCUUUGACAUAAUAAAAUGGUAUAUCUUGAUUCCAAGAAA